UGAAUUAUGUGAUAUACCUUCUGCUGUCAACGGACAUCAUACGAGGUCUGACUAGAAAGUUACAGGGAUGACAGUUGCGGAGCGCUGUUGUUGCAUCAGUCUUCAAACGUAAAUUUCUCAUGAAAGUGGUCAGAUUAUUAAAUGUGCCUAAUUUCAGUUUGUGGUUCGACAGUUGACUGCUCUAAUCCGACCUGCUAAUUUCUUAUUUUACAUCAUGGACCGGACUUCUGUGUUCAUCUGGAUCGGAUUGUUAUUUUCGAUUGCGGGAACUCUAUUAAGUUUCAGCUGGAAUAGUAUUUUCGACCUCAUCGCCAAGAAGGAGUUACCGAUCUCUCCUACAUCCAAAACCUACCCCUUGUGGAAAAAAUCAACAGUCACCAUGAAUUUCUACUUGUUCAACUGGACAAACCAUGAUCAACUGUUCGAAAAUAAUUAUACGCCUGAGUUUGUCGAGUUGGGCCCGUACUCAUACACGGAGGUUUAUGAGAAAGUGAACCUGACGUGGAACGCAAAUCACACCGUGACGUACCAAAGGAUCAGAAAGUGGUAUUUUGACGCAGAAAAUUCAAACGGAAGUCUAGACGACACCGUCGUAAUGCUGAAUAUUGUUCCUGUGUCCAGCAGUUUUUUCACCAGAAACUGGAGCUUUAUAUCAAUUUACGCCCUGUCCGCUGCCAUGAGAAUGCUAGGUGAAUCGAUAUGGGUUCGAAGGACGGUCCGAGAAAUCCUUUUCGACGGCUAUGAUGACCCCUUGCUGAAGAUCGCGCAGACAGCGCCCUCACUCUUCGGCACGGAUGUCCAAGGUGACAAAGUCGCAUGGUUCUUUAACAGAAACGGAUCAGCCCGUUCCGACGGCGUCUUGAACGCGGAGACUGCUUCUGAAGAUAUGAAGAACUUGGGGAUUAUUCGUAGUUGGAAUUAUAAAGAUAAAUCUGACUUUUUCGACGGUGAAUGCAGUAAAGUUGCUGGUUCUGUAGGGGAUAUAUUUCCUCCGGUACAGAUGAAGGAAGAUCAGCUGGAAAUGUUUGUUCCGGAUUUCUGCAGGUCACUUAAGCUUGACUACUCGGAGGAGGUAGAAGUUAGGGGCAUACCUGCUUACAGGUACGAAGCCAGUCAGGCUCUAAUAGACAAUGGUACUGUGGACUCUACAAACCAUUGCAACUGCCGUGGUGAAUGUCUUCCUUUGGGCGUCUUCAACAUUUCUGCAUGUCGCUAUGGAAUUCCGGCUUUCAUAUCUUAUCCUCACUUCUACAAAGCGGAUAAACAUUAUUUGAGACAACUGAAAGGAUUGGAACCUGUCCCAAAACGUCAUCGCUUCUAUAUCACUUUGGAACCGAGGACAGGAAUUCUAUUGGACCUGAAGGCGCGGGUACAGAUUAAUUUCUUAUUACAACGUAACACACGUAUCAAUUUGUUCAGAAACGUACCGACUAUCCUCUUCCCAGUUUUGUGGUUCGAGGAACUUGGUUCGAUACCGCCUUCUGAAGCAUUUCUUCUUAGACUACUGCUGCUGUUGCCUGUGGUUGGACAAUACAUUUCCUUUGGUCUCACCCUCAUAGGUCUAGUCAUAAUAUCGGCCGCCAUUUUGCCUAUGUUCCUCAACAAAUACUCUGGAAGCCUACAUCACUGCCUUAAAAGAAAAUCAUCCGAAACAAUCAUUUCUCAAACCUCGUUGCCUAUUGGGCGCUUUAGGCCUCCACCAUCAGAAGGAAAAGACGGCGCCAUACCUCCAGAAGAACAUGGCCUGCUUGACACCAAGAUAGACAAUUGACUGUGUUUCAUUUCUGGUUUGUUUAAAUAAGAACUUAAAAUGCUUAGAUGUAUUGCGUCCGGUGAUUCGUGUGCAAUGGAUAGGAAUGUAGGUGAGUGAGGCCGUGGCAUGGAGGACAUCCCGUCCAAACCAGAAGAUGUUGCAAGGAAUAAAAUGAGAUAAACGGUUUUCUUAUAAUCUGAGCUAUUCACAGAUCUCCCACUUAAACAUCUGUGAACGCAAUCUAGACUGAUCCAGUAACUUUCUUAUUAAUGACAUAGAUUACCGUUAUAUUGAGGUGGUCUAAUUACACAAUUCUCCUUCAGGGUCAAAUGCUAAUUUACCUACAACUUGUUUCUGUUUUAUGUAACUCUAAUUUUAGGCAGGUCAUGUCUUAAACCAUUGAGCAAUUACUAUAAAACAGUACUAAUAGAUUAUUAGGAAUUUCUUUAUAUUGAUUGUUAACAGAUGAAGGAAGGUGUACGUGUGAAAUUAAAUCUAGGAUUUC
This is a messenger RNA of Cryptotermes secundus, 2258 nucleotides long. RefSeq names its product protein peste. Gene Ontology annotation, molecular function: scavenger receptor activity. NCBI's taxonomy places the organism in Eukaryota, Metazoa, Arthropoda, Insecta, Blattodea, Kalotermitidae. The transcript has 7 exons. Bases 215 to 1771 code for a protein of 518 amino acids. Gene Ontology annotation, cellular component: membrane; cytoplasm. The record is from RefSeq and is a predicted model, not a curated record.